AUGGCCGACAUCGAGAGCACAGGCCCUACCGAGGACUCUCUAUCUUCUACACAGUCUACCACAACUCAGGAUGCCCCCACCGAGCCAAAGCCUGGAGCAUUGAAGCGCAGGGAAUGUGCUUGGGGAGUUGAUUAUGAUGCUGCCGUCGUGGACCCGGGACUGGGUUGGGUAGCCGUGCGGCGCAUCGGGGCUCGUGUUCGUCGCAGCAUGGCGCAGAGAUCACAAAAAGGUCCCAUGAACGCAUCCCCCGGACCCAAACUUAGCAGCUCGGAGCCUACCACCAUCGCUCGCACGUUCAUCGUCGCAUCGGCAUGUUCCAACCCGACAGCAUCUUCCCGUUCGUCGAAUGCAGCAACAACCGUAUCGACACCACUGGAAGUACCGUACACUGAGUACCGAUACGCCGGUCCCCCGCCCAGCGCGACGUCCACAUCCGCCUCGUCAGCUUUCUCCAGGGGCGACGUCUGGAUCGACACGAAGGCGUUCGCGGUGUAUGCGUUCGUCGAUAAGGCUGCUGACCCUGGCAUCGUCACCACCAAUGGCAGCUCGUGGCACCGCUGGCGCGGGCCGGAGUCCCUUACUGGCCCCAGCGCGGUGGAGCACCCGGUGCACGGCGCCACACACGUCUUGUGGAUCCGCGGUGAUGGGCUCGCCGGUUGGGCAGGGAAGAGCGAUGUGCUGCAUAAGUUGGUGCUUGGAACUCCGACGGAGAUCGUGCGCAGCAUGCUUGAGGAAGACGCACGUCGGGAAAAGCGCAACAGGGAGCAUCAGAGGUGGGUCGAUGCUAAAGCAGCCAAGUCCAAGCGUGGACUUGAGCCAGCGGCGGAACCCGAAAUACCCCAAGUCGCACCGAUGCCCACACCAUCAGUCAGCCAGCCGAAAGAACCCGCUCGCAAGGAAACACUGCAUCUUUUAUGGCCUCAGACUAAAUCCGCGGAGGAUCUGGACACACACCCGGUCAGUAUCACGCCGAAGAAGCGCAAGGGACGACACAUGAACGACGGUGCGAUGUCAACACCGGCUUCGUUGCCACCGCGGAAGAGGGCGAGGCUAGCAGUGAGCAGGUCCGCUUCGCCACUGACCCUCAGCAAGGGAAAUGGGAACGGCAAAGAAAGGGAGAAGCUCAAAGGGGCGGGCCCAAGUUCCAUCACUGCGAAACCUACAUCAAAGCGCCAGAGCAAGACUACUGGGGACUUCUCCGAAAGUGCACCGAGGGUAUCAGUUAUACCACCGUCUGACUCGCCAGCAGCACCGCCGACUAGGAGGCUUUUCAUCCCAAGUAGCUCAGACUCGGAUGCGGACCGGCCAACGGGACGGAUGUUCAGGCUGAAGGCCGGCGUCUUGGGACCUGCAGAGGCGCAAAGGAAGGAACAAGGGGAGGAGGAGGGGCAAGAUGUAGAGGCCUGCGAAGCGAUGAAGCCUGUGCUGCAGGAGUUGGUAUGCUGUGGCAACCAACAUUGAGACUGCGCUCACCAAUCUGCAGCUCAGUUUCAAAGGCGCGCCGAAUACGAGUCGGAAGGAACGUGCGCGAGCUUUGCGAGUGGCGUUACGAGCUGUAGGGCAGCACGUAGAUCGGCUAGCGAUCAAGGCUAAUGUUACGGGCUGGCAAGACCGACUUUGGAGGUACGUUUUCUCGGCCGGGAGGAUGUAGAUGAAUGAGAAUGCGUCUAGCUAUGCGGCAAGGUUCUGGUUCGUUCCGGUCAAGGGUCCGGUCGUUCGCGAUCUCUAUCUAGAACUGAAGAAGAACAAGAAGAAAACAAAGAAGAAGAAAGCCGUCCCCAAUCUCAAAGCUGCGCCCAAGAUUUUCGUACCCAGUGCAAACCCCAUCGAACCAUCCUCAUCUGAGUUCGAGCUCGAGUUCAAGCCCAAUCCCAAGCUCAAAUCUACACAAAGUUCCACGCCGACAGUCGCCCGGAGCGAGAAGAGCAGGCGGAAAGCAGAUGGCCCUGCCUUGAAUCUCGUCGGACUGUUCUCAGAUGAGGACGUGCACGACCAGAGACGCAACGCCUUUCUGGAUCCUGACUCGUCUCCGGUACGCAUCCCGAACAGAAACAAGCGUAGAGUACGAGACAACGCACCGGAGUCGAGUGACGAAGAUGGAGAUGAGCUUGUGCUCAGGCUCAAGUCCAAAUCCGAACCCACUUCCUCCAAACCCCAAACGCUUCGUCUGCUCCGUCUGGAUUCGACGGAUGCCGAGUCUGACGUCCCAGCAACUGAAUGGAAUCUCAGAUCUCAUGCAGCUAGGUCCAAGUCUGGAGCCCGGACACAGCAGGCGUCUACUUUCAAACCGCGGACUGUCUCCAUGGAUAUGCAACCGGACGACGAGGAGCUCAAUGUCAACACCGACUGGAAGGCAGCCAAGACGGGGUCAACGGUUCGAGACGGGACUGUGGCUUUGACCGUCACCUCUGAGGCAGUAAAACCGCGUAAGAAGAUCCGCAAGGAAACGAAGGCGGUCGUAUUUGCUUCGUCGGAAUCGGAGUGGGUGAUCGAUGCGGAUCUGGAUGACGAGGAGCCGCUCGAGCUCUCCGCUACCAAUACAGGGACUCACUCUCGACCGAUGACAGCGAGGAAGAAGAUGCGUCAGGAACCCAAGUCGGCGGCGCUCGUUGUGGACCCGGAUUCGGAGCUGGUGAUGACCCAUGGGAAUGCUCCCACAGGCUCCGACGAUGGGAACCCCGCAGUUCUUAUCGACUUCCACUGUGUUGGAGCCAGUAAAUUGAUCGCUGAUGCGGAUGUCAUUGGGGGUGCAACUGGUACCGAGGCUGAGCUCGUUAAUGUAGUAUCUACCCGCGAGCUGGAGAAAUCGCAGACUGUCGCAUAUCCGACGAUGGUGCCGGCGAUAGUGGGUCCUUCACCGACCACACCUGGCCACUUUCAGAUUCAGAGCAUCGCCUUCGAAUUUCCGGACAAACAGUUGGGACUUGUCGUGGCUGGCCAUCGGCGCAAUGCCAAAUUGAGUCAUAACCACAAGUCCAUCUGGCCGGGUGUGCUGGUGAACUUGCUGAUUGUGUGUAAGCAGCAUCUGGAUGACCCAGAGGUGGACUGGGACGCCGCAGUCCAUGCCCUAGAGGUUUAUUACCGGGAAAUUAGUACACUCGAGUUGCACGAUGAGAAUGAGGUCGAGGGCGGUCAAGGUUCGGACGGUCGACUGAUAGACCCGGAGCUGUGCAGGGUGAUGCACGUGGGGGACAACGACAAGACGGAGGAAGAGGACGUGCUCCUCCCAGCCCACAUCGAUUGGUUUUUUCCGACGAAGUCCUGUGUGGCUUGUCUUGAGCGGUGGGAGGAUGAUCGCACAAUUCAGGUGUUCACUUCGUCACUCCCCCGUGCAGAUGCGCUCGCAUACUACGCGCCACUCUGCGCGCAUCUCGAGUCCGUGCAUCCGUUAGAUGUGCGCGUCGUGCUGGAUCUCACUGUGGGCCUCUCUGCGAGAGACGACGUGUGGCGCGUCUUGGACGGUUGUUGAAGGGAUGCAGUGGCUGCUAUUUAGUUGCUAGUGCUAGAGUCGCGAGCAAUGGUUACGACCUCGUGUGCUGGACAUGUCCCUACUUUGAAUGACUACCAAUGCCGAUUUCGAGCAUUUUCCAGAUUUCAGACCAUCGAGCAUUACAUCGAUCAGAU
Molecule: messenger RNA, 3624 nt
Organism: Mycena citricolor
Lineage: Eukaryota; Fungi; Basidiomycota; Agaricomycetes; Agaricales; Mycenaceae
Source: the annotation of a GenBank genome assembly